UUUGAUUCAUUUUCGUAUAUUUUAAUUUAUUAUAAACAUUUGAUAUUUAUUUGUUAUUCGUAAACAAUACAUUAUUAGAAGUGGAAUUUUUACAUACAAUAUUAAGAAUAUAUUAAAAUAAUAACAUUUCGAUUGUAGUACAAAUAGUCUGGACUUCUAUGGCCUCAGUUAAAAUACGACAUCGUGAAUUAUUUGUGUACAUUAUAAGAAAUUAGAAAUGAGUGGUGAUAUCAAAGAUGAAAAGAAAGUUUCUAAGCGCAAAAAGCGAACCUCAAAUAAGAGAUGGCUGCAAAGUGAUGAGGCUGCUAUAAUAAGUUUUAUUAAACAAAAUCCAGACUUUGAGAAACCAACUGCUCAAGUUUACUAUAAUAAAUUUCUUUUUGAAAGUGAAAUUGAUACUGAUUGGGAUCGUGUACGCCACAAAAUGCGUCAUAUGCGUAGAAUUUAUCGAAAAGCUAAAGAAUAUGGAAUAAAGAAAGCAGCAUCGAAUGACUUAUAUAAAGAUUACGAAAGUGUAAGAAAAGAAAUGUUAAGAAUCUGUUGGUACUUAGACGACUUCGAUAUAAUAUUCCCCCAUGAAAUGGAGACUCACAGCGAUGGCAUGUACUUAAACGCCUUUGCCCCUAGUUGUGAUGAAGUUUCCAACGAGGCAUCAUUUUCCAAUAUUAAAAACACAAGUACAGAUUCUAACGAAAAAUAUUUAUUGGAUGAACCUGCAAUGAGUUUAUCAUCUAGCAGUAUUAAAAAAGAUAUACUAGCCGUACAGACAGGAAUGUUCAAUUUUAAGCGACAACAGCACGGUGAAACCACAACUAUAAAACAGCAGGAACUUGAAUUGCUUAGAGAGCAAAUUAAACUUGAUAGAGAAAAAUUUAAUUUUGAUAAAGAGAAAUUUUGCUUUGAAAAAGAGAAAUUUCGCGAAGAAUUAAAAAUUAAAGAUAAAGAAAUCGAAAGUCAAGAAAAGUUGAAGAUAAUGGAGAUACAAAUGAAGGAGAGAGUUGCCCUAAAGGAGUUAGAACUUAAGGAAAGAAUAGCUUUUAAAUCGGUGGAAAAACACGAAAAUUAUACAAAUUUAUAUAAUGAUAUUAAACACCAAAACAUGAGUGCAUCCAAACGUAGGAGUAAGCUAAUGCCAUUGCGCUACAGGACUAAACCUAUAAAGAAAUGGACUCUAAGCGAAGAAAUUACUCUUAUCAAUUACCUUAAAAAUAACCGUAAUUUUGAGAAACCAGUUGCCAGAGUUUACUAUAACAAAUUUCUUGAAGAAAAUAAUAUUGAUGAUAAAAGUAUUGAUUUCAAGGUUGUAAGGUCAAAAGUACGUAAUAUGCGGGUAAGAUAUCGCACAGCCAAAGAAUGUGAAAUCAAAAAAUCAGCAUGUAAUGAUUCCGAAUUUAAUGCUGAAGAUAUUCGAAAGGAAAUGUUAAAAAUCUGUUGGUAUAUAGAUGAUUUCGAUGAUAUUUUCCCCAAUGAAAUGGAUGGUUAUAUUUACAAAAAACCCCAAGCAGAUAUAUUUUUCAAUCAAGAAUCUUCAUCCAACAUCAAUAAUUCUACACAAUUUUUAAAUGAAGAUACUUGCUCUGACCAAGAACCGCCAUUUAAAUUUAAUACUUCAAAACCUAUUUCAACUGAAAAUUUGUUUCGAGAAGACGACCUAACAUCAAGUUCAUCCUCUAACAGUAUUAAUGGAGAUGUAAUAACAAAGCAGGAGGAUAUAUUUAAUUUUAAAACACAACAUCAUAAGGACACAAGUAUAAGGCAACAGGAAAUUGAACUGUUAAAAGAGAAAUUGAGUUUUGAAAAGGAAAAGUUUCGCCAAGAAUUUACAUUAAAAGAAAAAGAACUCGAAAGCCAAGAGAGACUAAAAAUAAUGGAAUUGCAAAUGAAAGAGAGAUUAGCAAUGAAAGAAUUGGAACUAAAAGAAAGACUAGCACUGAAAUCAAUGGAAAAACGAGAAACAUCCUCAUUAAACAAUGUAUAUCAUAAUUUGGUCUAAAUAUUGUUAAAAAUGAAAUUUACUAUAAUUUAAAAUUAACAAAAUAUUUAAAUGCUUUAUUUAUUUUUGUUAAUAAAAUUCA
Lucilia sericata (common green bottle fly) is the source of this 2075-nucleotide messenger RNA. RefSeq lists its product as uncharacterized. The transcript has 9 exons. The record is from RefSeq and is a predicted model, not a curated record. The coding region runs from base 218 to 1993 and encodes 591 amino acids. Lineage: Eukaryota; Metazoa; Arthropoda; Insecta; Diptera; Calliphoridae.